Tuber aestivum (summer truffle) is the source of this 1145-nucleotide messenger RNA. The record is from the annotation of a GenBank genome assembly. NCBI's taxonomy places the organism in Eukaryota, Fungi, Ascomycota, Pezizomycetes, Pezizales, Tuberaceae.
ACCACUCUCGCUACAUCUACCCACCCCUAAUCGCCGACGCUCCUUCGAUACUCGCUCACUCUCAGGAAAGCAUUUUAACGAACAAGUCUCAAACACCCACUCUUUCAUCAUAAUGUCUGACUACGGAGGAGGCGACGAUGGGGAGAACGAGUAACCACCCCUCAAGAUAUCCCAUACAUAUCCCACUAUAUUGCACCUCACCCCCCCUCCCCUCAAAGCGGAAGCUGACCCCAAACCCAAUAAUGGCAACAACAACAACAGCUUCGCUCAAGACGCCUACGAAAAUGACUACGAAGAGAAUGACUUCGACGCCGACCCACAAGACAUCCUCUCGGACAACGGCGAUGAGAACGGCGUGACCAACGGGAAUCACGACUACGUAGCCUCCGGCGAUCCGGCCGCGACCGCGGCAGCAGCUUCUGGCGCGGCGCGCGGUGGAAAAGAUCCAAAGCGCAUUCCCGACGACAAGCGUACCACCACCCCAUACCUGACCAAGUACGAACGCGCUAGGGUGCUCGGGACCCGGGCGCUACAGAUCAGUAUGAAUGCGCCGGUACUCGUUGAUACCGGUGGUGAGACGGACCCGCUGUUGAUCGCUAUCAAGGAGCUGCAGGAGAAGAAGAUUCCACUGGUUGUCAGGAGAUACCUGCCAGAUGGAUAGUGAGUUUUUUUCUUCUCCUCCCCACCCUUCCUCCUAGGCGGAUGUUGGGCAGUAUUUGUCGGUGCUGACUAGUGGCGCAGUUAUGAGGAUUGGACCUGCGAUGAGUUGCUCUAAAUUUCCCGCUAUUGUGGAUGUAAUGGUGAUAUAUCAAUUGGAUGGAGAUGGUCAGUUGUUUGUGGAGCUUUCGUCUCUCCACUGCGAAAUCAAAAAAUCAAAAAUCCUGUUCGCUGUCCAUUGGAGCGGGAAACCAGAGAUCGGAGUCACAAAGGCAGGGUCUACUUUUCAGUUUUUUUCUUAUAUUUUUUGUUUCCUUCAUACGUUUUACUCUUUACCCCUUUGACAUCAAUAUUAUACUGUUCGCGAUUGAUUCUUUAACAAUCGAAUACUAGUAACCUUCUACACUAGACUGGGUAGCGCAAGGAGAGGUAGUCUCCCUGGCCUGCAUUUGCUCUCUAUUGUAUAAUAGUAAACAAUUGAAUUGAGC